AUGUGGACGCAGCUCCUCCUGUUUUUUGCUGGCCUCGAUCUCCGACUCGUGGCAGCAAAAUCAAACUGCCCGCUGUAUGGCCCGCUCCUCCCGAAACCGCAAAACCUCCUAAACGACGCCGGGAUCAAGAGCGCGGCAAAGGCGCUCGACGACAUCUUCGUCAAAUACAUCGACAACGACAAUAGCACGGGGUCGGACCACUUCUCGUAUUCCGUCGAGGUCUUUUCGGGGAGCGAAGACAAGGCGCUGUGGUCGCACUACUGGACCGCCCCGAACCUCGGAGGGCUCAACUCGAGUGGCGUCAAAAGCGUCGACGCCGACACCGUCUAUCGGAUCGGUAGCAUCACCAAGGUCUUUACCGUAUUGACCUUCUUAGCCACCAUCGGCGACGGGAUCUGGAACGAUCCCAUCACCAAGUACAUCCCCGAGAUUGCUGCUCUCGUCAAGAGCACCGCCGACGAAUCCAUAUUCUCCACCGACUGGGAGGCAAUAACCGUAGGCUCUCUGGCCAGCCAAACGUCUGGUUUGAUCCGAGACUAUGCCCUGCUCGGAGAGGUUACCUACCAACUUUCUCUCGAUACCUUGUACGGCCUGGGGUUUCCACCUGUACCCACCGCCGAUAUACCGCCGUGUGGCGUGAAUCCGACAUGCAAUAGAGAGCAGCUCUUCGCGGGACUCGGCAAGCUGCCACCGUCGUUUCCACCGUCUGCGACCCCUGCCUACUCGGAUCUCGGCUUCACUCUCCUAUCGUACGUGGCUGAGCACAUCACAAGCAAGGACUUCAAGACGCUGGUGCGCGAUGCCGUGCUGAAGCCUCUGGGUCUCUCCCACACCUUCAUCUCGGUCCCCAACGACGCUCUCGGCAUCAUCCCCGGAAACAGAUACAGCACGUCUUGGGCGUUUGACCUGGCCGAGGAGGCGGCGACCGGGAACAUGUAUUCGUCGGCAGGCGACCUGUCAUCCCUCGGCCGGGCAGUCAUGCGGUCGACGCUGCUGAAGCCGGCCAUGACGCGGCGGUGGCUGAAGCCUGCCGCGUUCACUUCAGAUCCCGUGGCUGCGGUGGGGAUGCCGUGGGGAAUUCGACAACUGGGUCUCAGUAAAGAUCAGCCGUACCAGUUCGUGCACACCUUCAACAAGGCCGGCAGCUUGGGCGCCUACAGCUCGCUGCUCGCCAUCAUCCCGGAGCUCGACAUUGGCUUCACAAUCAUGGCGGCUGGCGACCCACCGCCAGGGCUGGCCAUGGACAUCGCGGACACGCUGACCAGAACCUACCUGCCGACCAUGGCGUACGUGGCGCGGACCCAAGCCAAGGCCACGUUUGGUGGGCGUUACCGGCACACGGGGCCAGCCACGGCGAGCAACUACACGGGGCCAGCCACGGCGAGCAACUACACGGGGCUAGCCACGACGAGCAACUCAACAAGCGGCUUCGGCAACGCUACGGGGCCCUACGCUAACUCAUCUGCACCGCUCAACUCGUCGCUCACCAUCACGGUCGACGCGGACCGGCCGGGCCUCGGCGUGCUGGACUGGUUCUCCAACGGCACCGACAUGGCAUUUGUGGCGACGGCCAUCGGGUCCAACGUGACGAGCGAGUACUUUGACAAGAUGAAGCCCAGCGUGCGGCUGUACCCGACGGGGCUCGAGCAGCCGGCAAGCUCGAAUGCGGGGGGCAAGCGCGUCGCCUUCAAGGCCGUCUUUGAGGAUCUCAGCUUGCCCGCGCGCAAUGCCAGCUUCUCGACCGACUGCGCGACCUGGGUCACUGCCACGGCCGUCGUCUAUGCCAAACGCCCGCUGGAUCUCUUCAUCUUUGAUUUCGACCGCGAUGGCAAGGUCACGGCGGUGGAGAAUGCGGCGCUGAGGAUCAGGCUAGACAAGGUUUCAUGA
Lasiosphaeria miniovina is the source of this 1887-nucleotide messenger RNA. Its product is annotated as beta-lactamase/transpeptidase-like protein. The transcript is spliced from 4 exons. Lineage: Eukaryota; Fungi; Ascomycota; Sordariomycetes; Sordariales; Lasiosphaeriaceae. The record is from RefSeq and is a predicted model, not a curated record. Bases 1 to 1887 code for a protein of 628 amino acids.